Molecule: messenger RNA, 5682 nt
Organism: Grus americana (Whooping crane)
Lineage: Eukaryota; Metazoa; Chordata; Aves; Gruiformes; Gruidae
Gene: TSPAN9
Product: tetraspanin 9
Exons: 7
Coding region: 670-1692 (340 amino acids)
Cellular component (GO): membrane
Source: RefSeq, a predicted model, not a curated record
AGAGGGGAGGGGCGAGCACGAGGGUGGAUUUAUUACUCGAUAGUUAGGUCAGGGAUUUCUGUGGGAAAUGCCCAGUGGUUGCAGUUGCUGAUGAUUUCACGGCAACAGCAGUGGAACACAGAGUGUGCUCCGAUAGCUGGUUACUGAAUGAGAUACUGCAAAUGGGUGGAAAGAAAAAAGACAGUGCGUGAGAGAGAGUCAGAAAGACACAGAGAGGGAAGCUGAGGGCAAGGAAAGUGCUCCGGCUGGAGGAGAGUCUCCCAGGUGUACUGCAGAAGCUUUUUGGAAAUGGAUGCAAGGACCAUCUGCUGCCUAUAGAUUAGAGGGCUGUAAGCUAGGAGCGGAGAGAAAGAACUUAUGGCUCUUUUGAAUAAAAAUUGAAAUUCUGCAUAACUGAUUCAUCAAGAUAAAUCAUGAGUAUGCUCUUGCAUGGGAUAUUAAUGUAUAAAUCCAUGCCACAGAUAGACAGAGUACAGCCUACAUUGCUAUAAAAAAUAAAACCAGCAACAAUGCAGUGAAUAAAUUCUGCAGUGAUUAUCUGAUUUAUGUACGAAGAAAAAGAGAAGCAAAACACAGACAGCUCUUAUUGGACUGUGGCAUUUGCAAGGCACUGCAUUUAAUGCUGAGAGAUGCUAUACAUUAAAUCUGACAACUGUGAAAAGAGGGAUCAUGGAGAAGUCAAGUAGUGAGGAUUCUUCAAUUCACCGGAGUCCAUCUUUGGAUAGCAAAGACUCAGAUUUUGCUAAACCUUCUACCUCAGCGAGGCAAUUUGGUCGAGGUUUUACUGCAGGAGCUUUCUAUGGUACAACUGGAUCACGCACACAGAGCCACACUGGGGUCGGAACCGGGACCGGCAUUGGGACUGGGACUGGCGUAAAAAGUGACAAAUACAGUGCACCCAAAGGCAGCAAAUACGUGGUCUUUUACCUGGAUCUAUCAUUUGUUUUCCUUUUAGAAUUUAAGAAGUGCAACAUGGCAAGAGGCUGCCUGUGUUGUUUGAAAUACAUGAUGUUCCUUUUCAAUUUAAUAUUUUGGUUAUGUGGCUGUGGGCUGCUGGGUGUGGGCAUCUGGCUGUCAGUGUCGCAAGGAAACUUCGCCACAUUUUCUCCUAGCUUUCCAUCGCUUUCAGCUGCCAACCUAGUCAUUGCCAUUGGUACAGUCAUCAUGGUGACCGGCUUUCUGGGCUGCCUAGGUGCUAUCAAGGAAAACAAGUGCCUCCUAUUGAGUUUUUUCAUCGUUUUGCUGAUAAUUCUCCUGGCAGAGCUGAUAUUACUCAUUUUGUUCUUUGUUUAUAUGGACAAGGUCAGUGAGAGUGCAAAGAAGGAUUUGAAGGAAGGUAUGAAGCUAUACAAUUCAGAAAACAAUGUUGGACUGAAAAAUGCAUGGAAUAUCAUUCAAGCAGAGAUGAAAUGCUGUGGUGUGAAUGACUUUACGGAUUGGUACCCAGUGCUGGGAGAAAACACUGUCCCAGACCGAUGUUGUACAGAAAACUCCCAAGACUGUGGACGGAACUCCACCGAAUUAGUAUGGAAGACGGGAUGUUAUGAGAGAGUUAUGACAUGGUUCGAUGAGAAUAAGCAUGUCCUUGGUUCGAUUGGGAUGUGCAUCCUCAUAAUGCAGAUUCUUGGCAUGGCCUUCUCCAUGACGCUGUUCCAGCAGAUUCACAGGACUGGCAAAAAAUACGAUGCCUAAAGCCUCUGAAACAUUAUCACAUCAACCCUCCUGUCUCAUCAUAAAAAUGAACAAAAGGAAUGACCACGAAGAGUAUCAAGCCUAGCCCUGCUGAGGGAAUCCGUCCCAUUGACCGAUCUACUUUGUUGUUAUUUGUCCAGUUAUUAUCACAACUUGUUAUCUGACUCAUUUUUUUGUCUGUUUCACAUUUGCCAUUUAUUUGCCAAAGAGGGGGGAAACCCCCCAAACAAAUGGAUUUUCUACACGAAAUCAUAGAUCUGCUCUAAGAAUGUUUCUUAACUUCAGAUAAUGUUUUGCUCUACUAAUCCAUGAUAUCUGUGCAGAAAUUAUGUGUGUUCAAGGGAGAAUUCGUCAAAGUCUUCCAUUAAGUUUUCAACCCUUGUGUCCAAUUUACUGGAAGACUCAGAAAAGCCACUCUAACUGAGAGUCCUAGGAAUUGGAGCUGCUUUGCUUUGCAGCUUCUUGUACCUUACGGUGUAUACUUUUUUAUUAUUAUAAUGAUGAUGAUGAUGAUUAUUAUGAUGGAUAUAGCCUAGAAUUUAGUUGCCUGACUUCUAACUUCUUACUGUUUUUGGUUUUACACAUUUAUUGUACGUUAAUUUGGGAACCACUGUGCGAUCUCCAGAGGGUAUGUUUUUCAAAGUUGACAGUUGUUGCAGGGAAAUAAAGGCAUAACUUUUCUCAAGUCCGGGGGAGGGCAUUUUCUGCCUUUAUCAGGGCCUUGAUGCCCUUAUUGUAACAAAGGUGGUUCCUUUCAUAUCAGAGGCUCUUUCCUCAGAUGAAAUGCAAUCCCUUCCCAUUGGACCAGAUGGUGAGCUUCCUGCUCCUGUGAGGCUAAGUUCCAAUGCCUUCACUCACCCAAAGCAGUGUCUGGCUGCUUUGAUGUCAUGCUACUUUGAAAGCUAAAACUACUGAGUAAGCAAGUUACUGCUCCCUGGCACGAAGGAGAGAGAUUACAGUCUGACCUACUGGCCAGUUGGCAGCAGACUUCACAGAUUGUGUUCUCUGUUUCAAAAAGUUUGUCCAAGGCAUGACAUGUUGCUGGAUAUGAGGGAAGGGGAUGGCAAUUUGAUGGCAACGUUGUCAUGCCAUGCCCUUCAUUAAAGGUGUUUCCUCAGGCAGAUGACAGCUGUCUCCCGGAGCUGGAAAAGGUGGUUUGAUUAAGGGUGACCAGGGGAUGCAGGAAAGGGGCAAUUUCCAAAACAGCACUCAGAGACAGUAUGUGUUGUCACACCUUAGGUACAGAACUGGUUCUUGCUGAUGGAUUGCCAAGUCCAUCCAAUGCGAUAGUUCAGAGUUCACUGCAAUGCAUGUUUUUACCAACAUUCCUGUUAGAAAUCUUGAACAUAUAUUUCUGUAGUUUCAAUGCUGCUCCAUUGCAAGCAGCCCCCAUUUACCCUUUGUCCCAGGUUUUCGCUAUUUUGUGAAGGAAGAAGGAAAGGCUCAGGCACUGGAGGAUGUUCUGAUUUAACUCCAGUCAGGCUCGACUCAGCUCUGAAAGAAACACUGCUUUUUUUGUAUUAGCAGCAGUCAGAAGUGACCUUCAGAGGUUACCUCAUCCAAUGUCACUCUCAAAGGGGGACUGUCAUCUACAUGAGAUGGGGUUUACUGUGACAUUUUUGGCCUAAGUUUCAAAAACUGUUGAGGAUGGAGAUUUUGUGCCUUUCAGAGCCAUGCCAUGUCAAACUACUCCUCUGGUAAACAAAUUUCUCUUAAUGUCCAAUCUGAAUAUUUAUACUUCAAACUCUUAAAAGAUAUAAUUUUCAUUGUAUCAUUCAGCCUAUCUUUUCCUUUUGGGCUGAAAUAGCUGUUGAGCCACUUCAUAUCUGGGAGUUUUUAGUCCCCUAUUUAUCUUCCUAGUAGGUCCUGCAUGUAUCUGUACAUCUGGCAGCAGUAGUGUUUUGUGUGGCCUACGUGUCACUUUUUUGAGUUCCUAUGAAAUCAGUGUGACAGGAAGGAGUGUGAAUGUGUGGGAGAUAGAGAUGAAUUUGGGUGUUGCAGUGAAGAAGGAGGUUACUAUUCUUAGAGCAUGGCCAUUGCCCAUAUGAGCACAAUGCCCAAAGUUUCACAGGGCUCUUGUUUUCCACUGAAGCAGACAAUGCCAUACGGGUUCAGCUAUUUCACUUGGAUUGCCUUUGAAAGAGUCGGGGAAGAAGCAGAGGGGAAGCACAGAAACUGCAUCCAGUUUUACUUCCAUUUCUAACAAAAAUUGGGACCAGGAGCAUCUGAGCCCCACUGGAGAUGGAUGUUCCAUGUUGAAGAAGGGGCUCUGAUGUCCAGUGUACUUGCUGCUACAUGUAAGACUGUAUCCGAAGUUGCUAAGAUGCGUUCCCAUUUUUGCAAGAAAAGGCAGGACGAUUUUUCAUCUGAUGGCUCCACUGCAUUCUCCCUUUGGGCAGAGGUGCUUAGCUUUCUCUAGCUUUCUCUGGCAUUCAAAAAGAUCAGGGUGCAGGGCUGAGCAGGAGCAUCAUCUGUGUCCUUUUGGGUCGCACAGUGGUACCUGCCGCAUCUUAAAUUUUAAUCUGCAGUCAGUUUUUGUACAAAAAAUGCUAAAAUAUAUUAGUGAAAGUAAUAAGGAAAUAAAAAAUGUUUAUGAGUAACUCAGAGAUGAAGUGUGUAGUUGCAAACUCAGCUACUUUGCCUUCCAUCCAAACUUAUUUUUCUAGAAUGCUUCAUUCCAUUUCACGAUCUAGCAGCAUAGAUCCUGAAAUCUUUUUUUAAUGCCUACUUUGGGCAUUUUAAGCACAGUAUUAAGUGAGAUAGUUACACGAGCUUCAUGCAUUCAUCUCUAUGAAGCCACCUACAGGAAGGGAGUCAAAAGCAGGACUGAUUUGUGUCUGUAGCUGACUCUGUGAUGUGGGAGGUGAUGACAGACAUCCUGAAAGGAGAAGAAAAGUAAUGCCAUUUUCUAGGCAACAAUAAACAGUCCUGGAAAGUGUGAGGCUGCAUCAGUCAGUUUGUCAGAGAAGGCACUAACUGUCCUGUAAACUGGUCAAAGGGAGCUUUGGCUCAUAUAUGUAUGCACUUUUUUUGCUAAUGCUGGUGGGCGGCUGUCUGUGUGUUUUCCCCAAAUGUCACUCUGAUUAUUUAACUAUAAGUUUUUAGCAUGUUUUUAAAUAAAAACUGAUACUGAGUAAAAGUAUCCUUAAUAUACACAAAUAUCUAUUUGUAUAAAUGCAUACAUCUGUAUCUCUAAUUCAUGAAAGCACAGUUCAAGUGUGUGAAAGUUUCUCUGAGUGUUCCUUCCACUGCUGUCUCACUGUGCUUCAUGCUUGGAAGCUGCAGCAGAACUUAAGCAGAGACUUAAUAGGAGAACUGCUUGAAGAACCUCUACUUGAAAGCUGUUGAAGUCAUAGCAGUGAAUUCUGGUGGUACCAAGGCUGUUAGUUAUAGGAAGCCCAGGUGGAGGGUGCUCAAAAGAAGUGCCCAUAGUGAAGUAGCAGGUGAGAUGAUAAAAACAAUGGCGUGUCUCCAAGAUGACAGAAGAUGCCUUGUGUAUGUCAUGCAUUGAGUUCCUGGACUGUGGUCAUGUUAGGCCAACUCUCCUAUCCUGUGUCCACCUCCCCAUUUGUAUGCAUGAAAUGCAAACUCACACACAGGAAGGGUGCAAGCAGAAGACAGCUGAACUGAUCUUCAUGGUCUUUCUUGGGCAAUGGAUUGGUCAGACAUAGAAAAGGCAAGGAGGAAAAGGGUGUUUUCCAAGCAGAUGGUUCUUGGGAGCAGCAUGGAGUGGGGCAUACAUAAUUCUGAUGUAACUUCUUUCCAUAGAGUUGAGCACCUUCAUCCUAUAGCUGGUAUGGGGAAGCCUGGAGAUGUUUGCCUAUGGGCUAGCCAUCUGUUGUGCAGUAGAUAGUAGACACUAAGAAACAACAUGCCAUUCCCACCAGGUGAUGUUUGCACCAGUGUUUCUUCUAUGCAAUACCUACUUUCGCCUUUAUAUAAAAGAUUUUUACUAGGAUGAUAUAAAAAUAAAGGAUUUUUUAAAAGGUG